Molecule: messenger RNA, 2665 nt
Organism: Priapulus caudatus
Lineage: Eukaryota; Metazoa; Priapulida; Priapulimorpha; Priapulimorphida; Priapulidae
Biological process (GO): positive regulation of B cell receptor signaling pathway; cell surface receptor protein tyrosine kinase signaling pathway
Molecular function (GO): signaling adaptor activity; protein kinase binding
Source: RefSeq, a predicted model, not a curated record
GAUCAUGCGCAUAAUCAUUGACACAAAUCUGUUUAUAGGCGUAUUUCGAAUUUAACCGUUGAGGUGGCAAUUGCUUGGACGCUUAGCGCACGAUCGAGGCAGCUCGUGCACGCACAGCCAAGCAAGAACAGACAUACGCGGAAGAGAUGUGGUGAUAUCGUAGCGGAUUCAAUGCGGAGUAAUGGGUACAGUGCCGCAAGAGCAACCACAAAGAGCUGCAUCGGACAGGUUUAGUAUAUGGUCGUCGGCGAGCAGCGCUGAGGGCAGCAUGAGCUACGCACCCGUGAGCGCCGCCAGUACGACCGCGCGAUCAUUACCCUACUCACCGCUGUCGGCGGGAGCGAUGAAGAUAAAGUUCGCCAGUACGUCUAGAAACAGCGCGGAAGUGAUUCUAACAAGAGGAAAGAAAUACGGCCACAUUCUUCUACGGGAGAGCACGACAUUCUCAGGCAACUAUGUCAUAUCAGCGCGAUACGACUACGGCAAUUCUAUAGAGAUAUGCCAUUAUGAGGUCGAAACCGAAAGGACGUCGGACGGUGAUAUAGAAUUCCGUCUUAAAGUCGGUCCACGACAGCAUCCCAGCCAGCCGUCGUUAACUGAUCUGCUGAUCUACUUUAUGAAAUUGAACCCUGGCCUGAUACCGCUGGUGACAAACAACUGGGAAACGAUUGGCAUUAAGAGCCCCGAGACGGCGUACUGCUCGCACCGGGCCGGUCAAUACAUGACAACGAACGCGGGGAAAUCACAAAUCGGCACAGAGAGUGAUCUAGGAGAUUACGAACUCAUUCAAGAAGGCGGAAUAAAGGCUACGAAUGGAAUAACUGUACCUACAACAUUAGGCGCCACAUCGCGGACUUCCAGCAAAACAUCAACACGAAGUUGUUCCGGAACACCUCCCUUACAUUCGGCUGCAUCUCAUUCCCCACGAUCUACACAAUUGCAUCUAGCAGGAGACCAGCAAGAGCCGCUGUACAUGAAUGAGGGCGUGGAGCUCCUGCGAGAGGUAGAAGAUAGUGUACCAUCACCACAAUCGCCGCCACCAUUGCCUAGCGACCCACCACCACCUAGACCGCCGAAGAAAGACAAGAGCUAUCAACCGGAGGAUGACGCGAAUGAAGUUGAGGAUUACUCGUCACCGAAUGUCAAGACUGGCACUAAAUCUAUUUUAAAAAAUACGAAGGAAGACAAGUACACUGAGGAAGUGAAUAGAAUACAUGAGGAAAUAAAUCACGACGAUGGCGGAGAAGGAGACCACUCAAUUGCCCAUCGCAUCGGCAGUGCUGAUGGUUCGCAGACAGGUGCCGUAAUCACGAGUGAGAGCAAAAAGUCAAACAUAGGAGCCGGAAAUCAGAAAAGUAGUUCAAAGGGGAAAUCAGUGUUUGGCGAUGGUAAUAUCUUCGAGGAACUGACGAGAAAGAUCAAAAGUAAACGGCAAAGGAGUCAAAAACAACACCGCGAUAAGGAGAAAGCCGUGGAGCGAGACAAGUCGGCCCCGAACGUUACCGUUAUUGAGAUAAGCAAUCCGCAGCCCCUGGAACCGUAGGACAAUUGGCCCGUUUCAUUUUCCAUUCCAAUAGCACGAUAAAUGAUGUAAAUAUUAUGUUAGAAUCAAUCAUAUCAUAUCACACCGACGCACUGACGAUAUAGCUUUCAUCGAUAUUUUUGCAAUCAAUCCACAAUUAAAAAGGAUCCACAUAAUGAUCAUGUAAAUUAAAAUUAUCAAUUGCUCUAACUAGAUUAUUGUAUUGCAGGAAUUCGCUAUCUUGAAAGUACUUGAUUACCCACAGCUACGUUCAGUAAUGACGUUAAUACUCUACCCAAACCAACGAUUAAUUCAAUAACGGUAGAUCUCCCGAUUAAAAUUUCACUGAAGUUUUAACAAUGGCCGUUCACUAAUUUUAUUAACAUUAAAUGGACAUGCGAUUCGAGUAUAUAGCUAUAGUAACGAUGCUCUGCAUAAUUACACACAGUUAUAUCCACGGUAUAGAGUGUACAAAAAGGUACAGGUGAAUUGCAAUGGCAGCCAACUAUAUGGCACUUACAAAUUGCAGUGGAAUCAUUAUAUCAAGAGUAAGAUAAUAUAGGAUAUUAUCUUAUAUAUCCUAUCUAUAUAUAUCCUAUAUUAUCUUACUCCUGAUUAUAUAACACUCGCACCACAGUUCAUAAUUAUGCAUUGACAUACAAUUUACAUUCUUGCGCCGAUAAAUUUUUGUUGCCGAGAAUGCCUUUAAAUUUUAUUCAAUUCGGCAUUAACCACAAUAAGAAUAACAUCAAUGACAUUGUUUUAACAGGGUAAUAGACCUACAUUUUGAUUUGCUAAUCUGCAUUUAAUUAUUUAUAAUCACCCGAUUAAUGAGACCAAACAGAAUGCCAAUUGAAAUGCUUAGUGUCAUUUAAAUAUUGUGUUCAUGGACGUUAUGUACCUUGCUUCGUAUGUAACCGAAGCAAGCUGACGAAAACGCGUUACGGGGCACAAACUGUUGUUAUAUUGUUCAAUCGUCUUCUUAACGGAUGUAUGAUUAUGUUGCUUACAUUAUAACUGUUUUCCUACGAUAAGACGCUUAUUCCGUAUUAUUGGAAAAUGUAGGCAUUUAUUUAACCAAUUUCACGUAACAAAGGUCCGAUUGCAGACAUCUGUCAAAUAAAAACAAACCAACGUAGUGAA